Lagopus leucura (white-tailed ptarmigan) is the source of this 853-nucleotide messenger RNA. RefSeq lists its product as uncharacterized. The annotation marks the transcript as partial. The record is from RefSeq and is a predicted model, not a curated record. Lineage: Eukaryota; Metazoa; Chordata; Aves; Galliformes; Phasianidae. The transcript has a single exon.
CCCUACUGCUGUCACCUCCACUGCCAUCACCUCCACAGACGUCACCUCCGCACUUGAAACCUCCACUGCUGUGACAGUCACAGAUGUCACCUCCACAGAUGUGACCUCCACUUCUGCUACCUCCACUGAUGUCACCUCCACAGACAUCACUUCUGGUGUCACCACCACAGAUGUCACCUCAACAGAUGUCACCUCCACUGCUGUCACCACCACUGCUGUCACCUCCUCUGCUGUCACCUCGAGUCCCAUCACAUCCGCAGAUGUCACCUCCACUUCUGCUACCUCUCCUGCUGUCACCUCUACAGAUGUCACCUCCCCCAGUGUCACCCCAACAGACGUCACCUCCUCUCCUGUCACCUCCACUUCUGUUACCUCCACUGCUGUCACCUCCACAGGCAUCACUUCUGGUGUCACCUCCACUGCUGUCACCUCCUCUCCUGUCACCUCCACUGCUGUCACCUCCACUGCUGGCACCACCACUGCUGUCACCUCCACAGCCAUCACUUCUGGUGUCACCAGCACUGCUGCCACUCCCACAGAUGUCACCUCAGCAGAUGCCACCUCCUCUGCUGUCACCUCCAUUGGAGCCACCUCCACCGGUGUCACCUCCUCAGCUGUCACCUCAAGUCCCAUCACCACCACUGCUGUCACUCCUACAGAUGUCACCUCACCUCUUGUCACCUCGAGUGCAAUCACCUCUACUGCUGUCACUUCGAGUGCCAUCAACCCCACCGAUGUCACCUCCACUUCUGCUACCUCCACUGCUGUCACCUCUACAGGCAUCACUUCUGGUGUCACCUCCUCUGGAGCCACUUCCAGUGCUGUCACCUCCUCUCCUGUCACCUCCACUGCU